Aspergillus ruber CBS 135680 is the source of this 3800-nucleotide messenger RNA. Its product is annotated as Sfi1 family protein. NCBI's taxonomy places the organism in Eukaryota, Fungi, Ascomycota, Eurotiomycetes, Eurotiales, Aspergillaceae. The transcript is spliced from 2 exons. The record is from RefSeq and is a predicted model, not a curated record. Bases 208 to 3528 code for a protein of 1106 amino acids.
GGUCGCGCCAAAACAAACAAAAUGUAGUGAUUCCUUCGACAGACAAUUGGCAUUUGGAACAUCGCAUGCGGAGUCCCUAGCCGCUGUGAUACUUGACCCUUAUCAGCUUGGAUUGGAGGAUUUCCUGCUCGCCGCGCAAUGAAUGAUUUCGUUUCCCGCCUCUAUGACACAUAUGCGAAGGACGCGCCUUAGGUCGCGGAUUUUUCGAUGCCUCCGAAUCCCCGUCAGCGUAGAGCUCUGUCCUAUGAAACCCCGUCUCUCUCGGACGAAGAUGUCGGCCUACUCUAUCAGAUCAUCACCCGCGCCGAGGGCAAGCCCGAAGCCCAUCAAACGCCAUUCCGGGCCUUAUUCACGGCGUACGACGAGAUCAUUGACGAACAUGCAGUGGACGCUGACCCAGGCCAUGUCUGCCUACACUUCCUGUUCAAGAUGGGGAGCAAAGGCAUCAAAGGGGAUACAUUGUUCGACAAGUUCGAGAAUUUGUUGCAGCACAUGGGGAUAGUGAUAGAAUUGGGCGACGAAACCGAGACGAAUGAAUACUACAACCAAAGUUCUGUUUAUGGUGGUCACAGCGGGACUGUGACUGUGGAUUAUAACAAUGGGUAUUAUCCUCAAAGGGAUGAGGACACGGCGCAGCCGGCGCGACGGAGACGAGCUUCGUUUAACUCGAUGUAUGAUGUUGGCGAUGAUCCUACGCAGAGGAGUAUCGCGAAUCGCCCUAGCUCGCGCUCGUCAUUGUCGCGACUGGAGGUUGGGAAGCCAGUGUUCCUGGAAUCCACGCCCAGACCGUCGCCGAAACGUCCUGCCGCGGACAUCAGACAGCACGACUCGCCGAACCGUACUCAAUUGAUUGCACAAUUUCUGGAUGUUGGUCGUCGGUUGAUAAGUCGAUUCGAUUCGUUGAAGCCAGCCAGAGAUAAUGCCGGUGACGAAACUCAAGUCAAUGUCGGUGCGCAGGCCAAAUCUGCCGUGCACAAAGAUCGUUCUGAGAGGCUGUCGCGACGUCAGUCACGGAAGUCGCUGAGCUCCAGCAGUUCGAGUGAGGAUGAUAAUGAUGAUGAUGACCGUGGUGACGACGAAUCAAUUUCCUUCCAUGGCGACGAAAGCGGACCGAUUGAAAAGCCGGAUGUCCCUCCUGAGAUGCUGUAUCGACCCUCCCUUUCGGAUCUGCUGCGGGAUGCUUCGACUUUCAAUAUGUAUCGCGAGCGCGGAAUAAAACGUCGCCUUCUGACACAAUGGCUGAAGAAGGCCAUCCAAAAACGGCAAGGUAGUGCCAAUAUGGAGAUUGUCGCUGUCAACCGUGACAGGUCUACACUGCUCCGCCAGGCUUUUGAACAAUGGCGCGGUAUCAUCCAGGAUAAGCGACAAGCGGUUCGCACGGAGCGAUUCUACGAGCACCUUGAGCAGCGCGCUGGGCGUGCGCGUGACUUGUUUCUGGUCACUAAGGCCUUUACCCAUUGGGCGCAAGUGACUUCUGAGGAAGUCGCCCGAACCUCUGCUGCGCGCAGGCGCAUCCUUAGUAUCAAGUAUUUCAAAGCUUGGAGGGAAAUCACUGCCGUCAACGAACUAAAGGCCCAGCGGUUUGCAAUGCGCAAACCAUUCAGCACGUGGCGGAAACGGAUCCAGCAAAUCAAGGAGAAUGAGACGACUGCCGCAGCUAGCCAUGACAGAGACCUAAAGAAUGGGGUCUACUGGCAAUGGUUCUGGGGCUUCUGCGACCGACGCGCACCACAAUGGUACGAAUACCGCCUCAAGAGACGUUCCUUGUUAUGCUGGUUGCGAAGUUUCCGUACGAACAGGGAACGGAACCACGAGAUCGAAAUCCGAAACCGACGGUUAGCCAUUGGAUCAGCAUGGCAGACAUUAACUCAAAGGUCCAAGACUGUUGCUGGCGCAGAGCAGGAAGCCGUAUCCAUGCAGCGGCACAAGCUUCUGACGGAAACGUUUGGCGAAUGGAAGAUACAAACUUGCCUCGCUCCGGCUGCUUACCGUGUCUCUCAUAUGGUCGACAAGCGGGUUCUUCGAUCGGCAUUUACACAAUGGGUGCAGCGUGCUCAAAUGGGCAAGCAGGCGAGAGAAAUGGAUAGGCAAAGGAUCAUGCGAAACUCAUGGACAGAAUGGAACGACCAACUCCGCUGCCAGGCUCUCAGUGCACGGAUAGACGAACGCUUAAAGAUGGAAACGAUGUACAAGUGGAUCCUGGCAGAACGGUUCAGCCUCAUGCAGCGAAUUCGAGACCAGCGGAUCAAACGCGACACAUUCUCGACAUUUGUUGCCAGUAUUCGCGGGACGUAUUCUCGGCUCCUGCACCAUGCAGAUAUACAUGAAGACUACCGCAGCGAAGAACUUCUUCGGUCGAAAUUCAGUAUUUGGCGCGAUCGGCUUGCACUCCAGCGACAACGGGAAUAUGCUGCGUUCGAAUUCUAUGCCCCACGACUACAGCAAGAAUCAGUCGUGGCAUGGCGAUCUAAACAGCAAAAUGUUGCGAGGCUGGAGGCACGAUCAAAAGACGCUCGUUUCUAUUUCUUAGCGACCAAGACAAUCAAACAGUGGCAUACUGCCACGAUACAGUCGGCCAAACGACGACGACAAGAGUCGUAUGCCUGGUUCCGAAGAAAGGUAAAGAUGAAAAUAGCUACACGUGCUUUGGACAACUGGCAGUCGUGGGCUGGACACAUUGCUGUUCUAGAGCGGCAAGCAUUCGAGUUCCAUAGAAAUAAAUCCUUGAGUAUCGCAUCCGGGCUGUUCGGUCUAUGGCAUGACCAGGCUUCGAAGCGUGUUCAAGAUUGUCAUGAAGCCGAAAUGCACUAUGCCCGACAAGCUGCGUAUGGUCAGCUGAUGCGCUGGACUGAGCUUUAUCUCAAGAAUCGCGAUUUGGAACUACAGGCCACUGACAUGUACCGGGUGCACAUUCUUGGUCAGGCCAACGCUUCGCUCCGCAAGCUAAGCCUGCGCAUAUUCCAAAUCAACAGCUCGUCCGAAACAGCUGAUUCACUGCGCGAGCGAAAUACUAGAAAGCAUGGGAGAGGCAUGUUCCGCCACUGGAUCGACAAAACACGCACCAAGCUCGAGGAACGAGAUUCUUUCGCCCCUCUCGUGACACCCGCAAAACCCGGUCGAAGCUUCGACGGCACAACAGGCCGAUCCGGUCGCUCGCUUUUCGACCCUUGGUAUUCUGUCGAAACACCGUUUAGGUUGAGCGAGUUUGCCACGCAGUCCCAGGGUCCUGAUCUCGGUCCCGGUCCCUCUGCCAGUCCAUUAGCAACGCCCAACUACAUGGCUUCGCCAUCCAAACGUGCUGCGCGGGCACGAGUUCUGGCGCAAACGUCGACUACUCCCGCGACACCAUUGUACACGCCGUUCGCUGGUCGCGUGCUUCGGGCUGAGGGUAUGGCUGCGAAGAGUGCUUCGAAUAGACGACGAAAUGGUCGGGGGAGCGCACUAGGUACGAGUGUGAGGUUUGUUGAUGAGGAACCUACGUCGCCCUCGGAGGGGAAGAGGUCUGGGAACCGGCGGACUACGUCUUAACGGCUUCAUUUUGUCUCUUGUGGAUUUGAUUAUCUACGGUAUUGUUGUAUAUGACUUCUCUUUCUAAUGGGCCUGCAUUCUGGAAUCUGGAUUUGUUGAUACCCUUUGUAUCGUUAUCAUUGGCAUUGGAUGGUGUAUAGCCGGCAUCGUUUUCGUUAUGUUUAAAUGGAUAUGUACUUGUUCUUUUGGAUAUACAUAGGGAGGAACAUUGGGAGCAUUGAGCGGCGUUAAUGACGCUGGGGAUAGACAUUAAAUAUGAAAGAUUUGACCGC